Messenger RNA from Oryza sativa Japonica Group (Japanese rice), 2488 nucleotides. Its product is annotated as polyadenylate-binding protein 5. Gene Ontology annotation, molecular function: poly(U) RNA binding; poly(A) binding; mRNA 3'-UTR binding. The record is from RefSeq and is a predicted model, not a curated record. Lineage: Eukaryota; Viridiplantae; Streptophyta; Magnoliopsida; Poales; Poaceae. Gene Ontology annotation, cellular component: cytosol; nucleus; ribonucleoprotein complex.
AUCCCCACCCGGGGUGAAAAAAAAAAUAAAGGAAAAAAAAAACGGAGAGAAGAGCGUCGUAACGGAAGAAGUCGGCGACGCGUCGGCCCAAACCCUAGACCCGCCGCCACCGCCGAUCCGCGGUUCCUUCGCAAUGGCGAUCCCCACGCCUUCGCCAUCGGUCGUAGAUCAGCCGUCCCCUCCCGCGCCUGCUUCCGCCGCCGCGGCGGCGUCUCAGCCGCUAGCCGGCGAUCCGGCUCCCGAGGCGGCGGCGGCGGCGGAGGGGGCGGGGGGUGAUCAGACGGCCCCGGCGGCCGCCGCCGCCACCGGCGCGUCGCUGUACGUGGGAGACCUGGAGGCGAGCGUCGGGGAGGACCAGCUCGUGGCGCUCUUCUCCCAGGUGGCGCCCGUCGCGUCCGCCUAUGUGUGCCGCGACAUCGCCGGCGGCAGAAAGUCCUUGGGAUACGGCUACGUCAACUUCAUGUCGCGUGAAGACGCUACCCGUGCCAUGGAAAAUCUAAACUUCACCGUUGUCAAUGGGAAGCCAAUCAGAGUCAUGUUUUCGAAUAGGGAUCCAACUCUGCGAAAAAGUGGACUUGCCAAUGUGUUUAUAAAAAAUCUUGAACCGAAUAUUGACAACAAGAGUUUGUAUGAAAUGUUUUCGUCUUUUGGCACAAUCCUCUCCAGUAAGGUUGCCACAGAUUUCAAUGGAAAGUCUAAGGGUUAUGGAUUUAUACAAUUUGAGAGCGAGUCGUCUGCUAAGGAUGCUAUCAAUGGCCUAAAUGGCAUGUUGGCUAAUGGACAAAAAAUAUUUGUUGGAUUGUUCAUCCGCCGGCAGGAGAGAGAACACACUGGAGACGCUAACAACUUUACUAAUGUAUAUGUGAAAAAUUUACCAAAACAUUUUAGUGAUAACGAUUUGCUAAAUGAGUUUUCAUCAUUUGGUGCAAUUACUAGUGCUAUUGUCAUGAGAGAUGCAAAUGGAUUGUCGAGAUGCUUUGGGUUUGUAAACUUUGAGAAAUCAGAAUGUGCUAGAAAUGCAGUUAAAAAUCUCAAUGGGAAGUCCAUUGGUGAUAUGGUGUUAUAUGUUGCAAGGGCUCAGAAAAAAUCAGAAAGACAAGCUGAGUUAAAAGCGAAAUUUGAGCAUGACAAAAAUCAGAAAUUUGAGAAGCUUCAAACAGUCAAUCUAUACUUGAAGAAUUUGGAUGAUGACAUCAAUGAUGAGCAUCUUAGGAAGUUGUUUGAAUGUUUUGGUGAGGUAGCAUCAUGCAAGGUCAUGCUUGAUUCGCAUGGAAGGAGCAAGGGUUGUGGAUUUGUAUCUUUUGCAACUGUUGAAGACGCUAACAAUGCUAUUUUAAAAAUGAACGGGAAAAUGGUUGGGAAAAAGCCAUUAUAUGUUGCCGUAGCUCAACGGAAGGAGGAGAGAAAGGCAUUUUUAGCGGCACAUUUUGCUCGUGUUAGAGCCCUAGCAACAAUGGCACCUACAUUAGGGCCAAACAUUGCUCCCCAUCAGUUCAAUUUUGGCCAUGGUGUGCCUGCCUUGUUCCCACCACCACCACCUGCAGGCUUUGGGUUCCAACCAAAUUUUGUUCCAAACAUGAUGAUGCCAUAUAACAUGCAAAGGCAGCCUGGCCAGAGGAGUGGUCCUCCGCAUGGAGGAAUGCCUAGACAUCUGCAUAAUCCUCACCAGAUGUUUCACCAAAAUGCCAACCAGGGCUUCAGACACAUGCCAAAUCGUAGGAAUGGUGUGGCCAACCCAGCAAUGUUGCAUCAGCACCAUCGCUUCUCUAGCCCAAUGCAGCCAAUGCAACAAGCUGUCAAGCAUGUGGUGCCCGUGGGGGAAUUGCAAGCUCCAAGCAAUAACCUUCAGACUUCCUUGGCUUCUGCGAACCCGGAACAACAACGAGAGAUUCUUGGCGACAUGUUGUUCCCGCUCGUCGAACAGCUGGUGAACGAGAAAGCUUAUAAGGUGACUGGGAUGCUGCUUGAGCUGGACAAGACUGAAGUUCUGAACCUCGUAGAGUCUCCAGAUACUCUCCGGGACAAGGUUGCUGAGGCCAUGAAGGUGCUGGAGUUGGAGGCUACCGCCACCGCCGCCGCCGCCGCCGCCGCUUCAGGCUCCGGCGACGGCGACGCCGCCGCGCCGUCCUCCUCCAGCGCCGCCUGAGCGGUGUUGGUGGCCGGAUGAAUUAUCAUAAUAAGAUGAACUUUUGAAGUCGUGUGUUUUGGACUUGGGAACUGUUUAGAUGACUGUUCAGUUUAUGACUUUAGCAGCUUGCGUUUGCAGAUUAUUUGGAGUAUUGGUUAUGGUUGUGUACUCUUUAUGUUUAUUUUUUUUCUUUUUCAUGUGAUGGUACACUGUGUGUGGAUGGUUAAUUAGGAUUUUUUGUUGAAAUGGAUCCUUAUUUCAGACUCAAAAGUUCGGUUCUUUUAAAUGUUUUGCUAGUUGUUAUUUCUCAAAUAUGGUAAUUUGUGAUGAAACAUAGGUAAUUAGGUACUAGUACUGUUU